AUGGCGGGCUCCAUGCACUUAUCGCAACUCCGGAAAUGGUUCCUCGCCUCUCCGCCGAUCGAACUUGCGAUUAACAACUUGAAGGAGCUCCUGGUCGGUGCGCUUCGCCAGGGGCCCAUCCCCCAACAUGUGGCCUUCGUGAUGGAUGGGAACCGUCGCUUUGCCCGAUCGCAUGGGAUUGAAACUGUGGAAGGACAUAAUUUGGGCUUCGAGGCAUUGGCUAGGAUUCUAGAAGUCUGCUAUAAGAGUGGAGUGAGAGUGGUUACCAUAUACGCCUUUAGUAUCGAGAAUUUCAAACGUUCGAAAUUCGAGGUGGAUGCCUUGAUGGACAUGGCCAAGGUGAAGCUGUCCCAGAUGGCCCAGCAUGGAGAUCUAUUGGAUCGAUACGGGGCUAAAGUGCGCGUUCUUGGGCGCCUCGAUCUCCUCAAGCCCGAUGUUCUGGCUGCUGUCAACAGGGCCGUCGAUCUGACUAGUCGCAACGGCGACCGCGUCCUGAACAUUUGUUUCCCCUAUACCUCCCGCGACGAGAUUACCGGCGCAAUUCGCGAAACCGUGGAAGACUACAGUACACCACUCUCAUCGAACGGCACUGCUCGAACCCCUUUCUCCGAAUCCCAUAUCGCACAUAAUAUCCGAGCUCAGACUCUGGGAUCGAAACCACAAGAUUUGCAUAGUGACUCUGAGUCUAGCUCUGCGGGCUCUACGGUGCAUGACGAUGAUUCUGUACUGCGCGGUGAACGACCUCAUCGGGUCUACGAGUCUGGGUCUUCAUUCUCGUCAUCCACAACUCUUCAUCAUCUACAACAGGAUGGUCAACUUAAGAAUGGAAACCAUGGAAAUGCAUCUACCGAUGAGAAGUCGGCGUUCAUGUCUCCCGAAACUAUAUCUCGGCAAACACUGUCUGACCAUAUGUUGACCAAGGGUACGCCACCUUUGGAUAUGCUUGUGCGGACCUCUGCCGUGGAACGAUUGAGCGACUUCAUGCUCUGGCAGUGCCAUGAGAACACAGAAAUCGUGUUCCUCGAUGUCCUAUGGCCAGAGUUUGAUCUAUGGCAUUUCCUUCCCGUACUGCUUGGAUGGCAACGACGAAUUUCCAAGUCGCGACAGAAUCCCGACGCAGAGGGUAAUUUUGCGGGUGAUAGCCCAGAGUCCAGUGAAGAGGACAUUGAUUCCUCGGCUCUGCGACAGGGCAAGUUGAAAGCCAUAUAG
Penicillium angulare is the source of this 1209-nucleotide messenger RNA. Its product is annotated as undecaprenyl diphosphate synthase family protein. Bases 1 to 1209 code for a protein of 402 amino acids. The record is from RefSeq and is a predicted model, not a curated record. Gene Ontology annotation, cellular component: dehydrodolichyl diphosphate synthase complex; membrane; lipid droplet. NCBI's taxonomy places the organism in Eukaryota, Fungi, Ascomycota, Eurotiomycetes, Eurotiales, Aspergillaceae. The transcript is spliced from 2 exons. Gene Ontology annotation, molecular function: ditrans,polycis-polyprenyl diphosphate synthase [(2E,6E)-farnesyl diphosphate specific] activity.